CCUCUACAACUGUUAUGUAUUCUUUGUGACUGUGUCAGUUUCGAGAGUUCAGCUGUUAAAGAUUUUUCUUUAACUUUAGUAUAUUUAAUUUCGAUGUUUAUUCGAUCACUUCGUAUUUUAUUCGAUGAAUCGUUUUUUUCACUAAGAAAAUAACGAAGCUUCAUCAUGGUGCUUAACGAAGUUGGCAAAUUCCUUCUUGAAUUGGAGAAAGCCGAAUUAGAGGCACCUGCUGGAGUUGCUACUGCACAAACUUAUGCUCAACUAUUGGCUAUGUAUCUUUAUCAAAAUGAUUUAUGCAACGCUAAAUGUUUGUGGAAACGAAUACCAUCUAAUCUGAAGGAAGCUAAUUCAGAAUUGGGCCGAAUAUGGGCGGUAGGAAAACACAUGUGGCAACGGGACUGGCCCGCGGUGCACGUUGCUCUCAACGCGGAUUGGAGCGAGGACGUUUCCGGGAUCAUGACUGUUCUGAAAGAUAGCGUUCGCGAGCAAGCGAUGACGCUUAUCUCCAAGGCUUACUCGUCGUUAGGUUUAACGGUGCUAGCAUCGAUGACGGGUCUUGCAUUGGAAGAUGCACAACAGGCAGCUAUAGAAAGGGGUUGGAGUAUAGAUGGAACGAUGGUUCAGCCAGUUAAAGUCGACAAGGAUCAAACCAUCUUCAACAACGAGACCUGCCUGACUGAGGAUCAAUUGAAAAAGCUCACGCAAUUUGUCUCCUUCUUGGAAAAUUAACCGAGUGCUGAACUUUUAAUGUGGAAUAAAGAGGAUCGAUACUUUCGGUACUCUAAGCCUUUAGCUUUUACAGCAUAAUCGUAUUACAUAAACGAGGAAGUGCGCGUCAAAGGAACACACAGAACACGCGUCUGAAUAUCUCCGUACUUCUUCAUCCUUUAGAAAUAUUAUGUCACCGUUAUAUAUCUACCCACGUUGUCGAUGUUCGUUCGAUCGGAAAGAUGUGCCAUGGUGUCGGACGUACGAGAAAGCUAUUUGAGUUUGAUCUCGUUCGAUCGAUCAUCGUUCACGAUAUAUAGUGUGACACUACUUAUUUCAUACAAAAAUUGACUCUCGAGUGGUACUUUUUUGUUUUCUUCUUCUUCUUAUUCUUCUUUCUUUAGUUAAUAUAUCUUAUUAGUUGAAAAAAAAA
Polistes canadensis is the source of this 1141-nucleotide messenger RNA. It is a transcript of the gene CSN8, whose product is annotated as COP9 signalosome complex subunit 8. NCBI's taxonomy places the organism in Eukaryota, Metazoa, Arthropoda, Insecta, Hymenoptera, Vespidae. Gene Ontology annotation, biological process: protein deneddylation; COP9 signalosome assembly. Gene Ontology annotation, cellular component: COP9 signalosome. The record is from RefSeq and is a predicted model, not a curated record.